AUGAAUCUUUAUACUCCGGGUGAUGGCAAAGGGUCUUUUAUUAUUGAUACGAAGAUCUCAUACAUUCAUGGUGAACCAUGGGAGAUCACAGACCAUAACUCGCAGAGCCUGGAUAUUGAACUCUCGAUUGGCGAGGCAAAAUUACAUCUGACGCACUCGGUAUUUGUCAAUACCUCUUCAAAUGAGCUGGAGUUCCCCCUGCAUGGUCUGGCUCCCCGCUUCGAGCCCUACCGUGUCACUAUCAGAGCCAAUCGCCCGGACGGUAGCCAUGCGUACUCUGCCACCACAGACCUCUAUCAUUUACCGGAGCGAAUAGAUGGCGGCAGCAUAACGAAACUCGACAGUCUCUACGGCGGGCUUCUGGUGCAGGACUAUACCAAAGAUUCCUCAUGGAGCCCAUUGCUCCCAUACUCCUACUACGUCAGCUGGGAUGGCUGGCUCGAGAAGUCCCUAAGCAAUGUCCAAAUCUUCAAAGAUCAAGGCUACAAUAUCAUCCACAUUGUACCCAACGCAGGCCUCGCCAACGAAGCCUUCAACUUCACCGAGCUAAAGAUGUUCCUCGACAAGUGCGACGAGGUCGGUCUGUGGGUUAUGUAUGACAUGCGUUGGACAUACCAAAACCUCACUUCGGUUCAGUAUCAAGUUGAUCUACUCAAGACUCACAAGAGCCUGCUUCUCUGGUAUACAGGCGACGAACCUGAUGGUCAAGGGGACCCGUUGAAUGCGACGAAGAUCACGUACGAUCUGAUCAAGUCGCUAGACCCAUGGCACCCUGUUUCACUUUGUUUGAACUGCUACAACUUCUAUUACGAAGAGUACGCCUCCGGAGCAGAUAUCAUUCUCUCGGAUGUAUACCCCAUUGCCGUCAACACGAGCUGGUCUACCGUCUACGACACAGUCUGCAACACAACCUACGGCUGCUGUGGCUGUGAUGAUUGCCAUGGAGAUAUGGAAGAUAUCUCGAAUCGACUAGAUAUCUUCGCGGAGUACCAAUCCUGGGUCGGAAAUUUACCGAAAACUUUCUGGGGUGUGCCUAUGGCCUUUGGAAACGAGUCCUAUUGGACGCGCUAUCCCACUGCAGCGGAAGAAGUGACCAUGACCAUGCUGAGUUUGAAUCAUAAUGCAAAGGGAAUUGUGAUGUGGGACUAUCCUACUAGCAAUGAGCUGUCUAAUAUCACGAGCAAGUUGAGUCAGGUUCUUGCGAGUGAUCGGAUUGCGAGGUUCUUCUUGGGUGCGGUUACGGUCCCGCUGCGAGUGACCGGGCAUUCUAAGAUAGAUGUUUCGGGUUGGAGGGUUGAGGAUAGGAUGUUAAUUAGUAUUCUGGCUCUUCAGAUGCCUUCUUGGUCGAAUGCUGUGUCGAUCGAAUUACCUGGUGGUGCUAGUGUCGUCAAGGAGGUGCUUUGGGGGUCUGGGGGUUGGAAGUUGGACAAGGGUUUGCUUGUCAAGGAGGGGGGACAUGCGCUAGAGACGGAUAUUAUCGUUGUUGAAUUUGACGCCUGA
This is a messenger RNA of Penicillium atrosanguineum, 1500 nucleotides long. RefSeq lists its product as uncharacterized. The transcript has a single exon. The record is from RefSeq and is a predicted model, not a curated record. The coding region runs from base 1 to 1500 and encodes 499 amino acids. NCBI's taxonomy places the organism in Eukaryota, Fungi, Ascomycota, Eurotiomycetes, Eurotiales, Aspergillaceae.